Oryzias latipes (Japanese medaka) is the source of this 5242-nucleotide messenger RNA. RefSeq names its product sarcolemma associated protein a (gene slmapa). NCBI's taxonomy places the organism in Eukaryota, Metazoa, Chordata, Actinopteri, Beloniformes, Adrianichthyidae. Gene Ontology annotation, cellular component: acrosomal membrane. Gene Ontology annotation, molecular function: protein binding. Gene Ontology annotation, biological process: regulation of voltage-gated sodium channel activity; protein localization to plasma membrane; acrosome assembly. The record is from RefSeq and is a predicted model, not a curated record.
UGGACAGUGAACGCACCACGCCUGUACUUUCAGUAUGGCGGCUCGGACUCACGGAGGAGAACAACUUCUUCCAGGUUCCUUCCACAAGACUGUCGGACGACGACGGCUGUAACGCGCGCCCGCUGCGGAAAACGCGAGCCGGGCUACCGUAGACGACGGGCGGUGUACGUAACGACCUUCGCGGACAUUUCUUCUGGAAUUUAAUCGCCUCGGUGUGAUGCGCCAGGAGCCGCAGUCUAGAAACUCCCGAUUUUUUUUCCGCUCCGCCUGUCAGUUAGCCGGCUAGCUGCGGGCUAGCUCACCUUGAUGCUAACGCUCGGUUGCGGGACUCUUAAAUUUGAAAAAAGCCCGAAAGCUUUCGGGUUUUGCCCGCUUUAUGGGACAGUGAUGGCGCAUCGCGUCCCCCCGGUAAGCGAACUCGUUGAGGAGGGCAGGGAGAGAGGAUAUGAGAACCCAAGUGAUAACUUUGUCGGUACUCAUUAGCCUAGCUUAGCUCGCAGGUCUACUGCUGGCCGUUAGUUAGCGCUUCCCCCUGUCCACUCGCUAGCUUGUUAGCAUUUUAAUGCACAACACUGUUCGUAAGUCUCCUCCUUGUCCCGACUGAGACUUGAGUUUUGUAGCAGUUGUCGAGACCGCGUGGAUGCUUCAUGUUGACCGGUGAUGUUUCGUAACUCAGGAGUUGCUUCUAGCUAGGUUUCAAUCAUUAGCGAUCAGUUAGGUGUUCUGUUUGGGAGGGGAGGGGGGGCAAACGUGACGUUUGUGGGCUCGAUAAGGUUCUCCGUCCCAGGUCAACUGGGUCAUGGAUUCCGACAAACUGUCUGUAACAAACGGAGAGGAGACAACGGACAUCUAACCUUUGAGUGUUUGUCUGGAGUGUAGUGUUCACGUGAGUGUUUGUAUGUGUGCGCGCGCGCUCAUUAGCUCAAAGGCGCGCGCAGAUAUCACCGCGGUUGACGUACAGCUGGGAUAGACAGUGACCUGUUGCUGGUUCGCGGGGGAAAAGAUCCGCGUCUGCAGGCCGCCGCUUCCUCUCCACGGCUCCGUUUGAUGGACGUGAGUGGCUGUUUGCCAGCCCGUCCGAGCUCCACUCAGUCAUGUUGGUCUUGACAUAUGGCACCUUGGGCUGUACAUAGUAUUGGCUGUCAAAUAUAAGUCGUAAUGUAGCUUCAGUGGACAGCCAGCGGAAGGAAUGUCUUGUCUUUUUAUACACGUGGAUUUGUUUUUUUAAUUUAAACCUUUUUUGGAGGGGGUCUUACUUCAAAGUGGUGAAGCUGUGAGACCCAAGUGGACAAUGCAUAUUAGCCAGUGCCUACAGGAAUAAAGGACUCAGCAUUCUGCCUACGUAUAGGCCACCUAUAUUUUGGAUUAUUUGUUAGGGAUUCCCACAACAACCUGCCAACCUGGAUCAAGAAAACCUGUCCGUUGCAUCUGGUUGGAGCAACACUCUAAAGCUAAAAUCAAUGCCUUCAGCGCUGGCUGUGUUCGCCUGCCGACCCAACUCGCACCCAUUCCAGGACCGGCAUGUGUACCUGGAUGAGCCGGUCAAAAUCGGCAGGUCGGUGGCUCGGUGCCGCCCUGCCCAGAACAAUGCCACCUUCGACUGCAAGGUGCUGUCCAGAAAUCAUGCCCUUAUUUGGUUUGACCACAAGACUGGCAAGUUCUACCUGCAGGACACUAAAAGUAGCAACGGGACGUUCGUCAACAGCCAGAGGCUGAGUCGAGGCUCCGAGGAGAGUCCGCCCUGCGAGGUCCUGUCCGGGGACAUCAUUCAGUUCGGUGUGGACGUCACCGAGAACACCCGCAAAGUAACCCAUGGCUGCAUCGUGUCAACCAUCAAACUCUUCCUACCUGAUGGGAUAGAGGCUCGGCGAAGAAGCGACGUCAUCCAGCCUCCAUUACCUCUACCUGUAGACAAGGUUUCGGCCAACACUCCCAGCAUGUACUCUCAGGAACUCUUCCAACUCUCCCAGUAUCUACAGGAGGCCUUACACCGAGAGCAGAUGCUGGAGCAGAAGUUAGCCACGCUGCAGCGUCUGUUAGCCAACACCCAGGAGGCCUCCGAGAGCAGCUGGCAGGCUCUGAUAGAUGAGGACCGUCUGCUUUCCAGACUGGAGGUGAUGGGGAGUCAGCUACAGGCCUACUCCAAGUCCCAGACGGAGGAGGGGAUGCGGAAAGAGCUUUUGGCUCUUCAGGAGGACAAACACAACUAUGAGACGACGGCCAAGGAGUCUCUGAGGAGAGUCCUGCAGGAGAAGAUCGAGGUGGUCAGGAAGCUCUCCGAAGUGGAGCGCUCGCUCAGCAACACGGAAGAUGAGUGCACCCACCUGAAGGAGAUGUCUGAGAGGGGUCAGGAGGAGCUGAGGGAGCUCGCCAAUAAGUACAACGCCGCUGUCAACGAAAUAAAAGAGCUCACCGACAAAAUCAAGGUGGCGGAGGGCCGGCAGGAGGAGCUGACCCAACGAGGAGAGACGGAGAAGAGGGAGCUGGAAAUGAAGAUAGAGGAGAUGGAGGAGAAGGAGCAGGUUCUCCAGGCUCGCAUCGAAGCUCUGCAGGCAGACAACGACUUCACCAACGAGAGACUUGCUGCUCUUCAGGCGCGGUUAGAGCAGCUGCAGGAGAAAAGCGGUAAAGAAAACAACAGUCUGGAGGUGGCCCUCGUCCCUCCCGGAGCUGCAGGGGAGCCCGUGGAAGACCUAGCGGACGAAGACCACGAUGAGCCGGAUACAGACACCGAGGAGGGGGCAGUUCACGAAGAUGAAGAUGUUAUUGACAACUGUCAUGUCAACAACAGCGGAGGAGAAUCCACUAGAAUCCAACAGUUGAUUGAGUGUCAGCCUGUCAGGCAGCUGAAGGACACGGUCAGUUCUUCAAUCCACAAACUGGCCAACUUUGACGAAGUCAUGGACGCCCACCUUCAGAACAACCAGACUGCAGGAGGCGACACACUGAGCAGCCCUGACCGACUCAAAGGGAACCAGGUAGAUGCCAAGGAGUCCGACAUGUCGGACACGCUGAGUCCCAGCAAAGACCGCAGCAGCGACGACACGUCAGACGGAAACAUGGACGACCAGGAACUGAACGAGCCGCGGAACACAGGAGCUCUGCUCAAAGACUCGAGUCCAGCCGGUUUGGAGUCUGCAGACACGGAGCAGGUCAUCCACCACCUCCACAGGGAGCUCCUACAGGCCCAGGAGCUCGCCAACACCGGGAAGCAGAAAUGUCAGGAGCUACAAGCUCUGCUGGAGGAGGAGAGGAGGAGUACGUCAAAGCUGACGGAGGAGUCGACCAAACAGAUCCAGUACCUGCAGACUCAACUGGGAAAGCUGCAGACGGACAUGGAAGCCCUGAGGGAGCAGAGGGAGAGCACCAUCUGCAGCACCAGAGAGGAGCUGUACUCAGCCCAGGAGGAGAUUCUCGUCCUGCGACACGCCAUGGAGACGGCCACAGCGGAGAGAGAGCGCGAGAUCGCCGCCCUGCAGGCAGACCUGGGCGGCGUGCGCUCCGACUUGGAGCACUGGAGGAGCACGGCAGCCAAGUACGAGGCGGAGAUCAAACAUCUGCAGGAGGCCUUCACGCAGCAGCAGCAGCUGCAAAGCAGCGCCAGCCGACUGCAGGCUGACUGUGAGGCGCUGCAGCAGCGGUGUGCGUGUUUGCAGCAGGACUGUGACGGCCUGAGGACGGAGCGCAAGGCUCUGACCGACAAACUGCAGCGCCUGGAGGCCGAGCUGAGCAGUACCAAGGAGCAGAGUCAGGUCCUCAGCAGCAGCCUGGAGUCUCUGGAGAAGAGGGAGGAGGUCCUGCAGGACAAACUCGGCUCUCUGGAAAACCAACACAUGCAGGAUGCAAGCCGGCUCAAGAGCCAGCUGGACCAGGCCCAGGCCCGGACGCACACCCUGCAGAGGGAGUACGAGGAUACUCAGUCCCAGCUGUCGGACCUCCGUCAGCAGUACCAUAAGACGGAGCAGGAGAAGCUGAACAUCCACCAGGAGCUGCAGCAGUGCAGGAGCAGCCUGAAGCUGCUGCAGGACAAGAGCAGCUCUAGCGGCUGGAGCUCCUGGAUGCCGGUCAUCGCAGUGAUGGUCGCCGUGACGGCGGCCGUCCUCUACCCCAGCUUUUCCAAGAGCAGCUCCACCUGAGACCCCCAGAGGCGGAGGAGCUGCGGACGCCAUACAGUGUCGUUGUACAUAUGGGGGGGUGGGGGAGGGGGAGGGGUUUCUGCAAAGGACUUGAUGCUUCUCGGUUUCUUUUUGAGGUUUGUUUUUCCUCUCAGGAGGACUUUGGGCGUCCGUCUCAUUCUGUGAUGGUGGAGGGGUUCUUCUUUCUUUCUCCAGCAGGCGGCGCCAUCGCCUCUCGGCGGGCCGCGCUGGAGCUCACCACGCGAAACGUGCAGCUUUCCAGCAGACGCCUGAAUGUGGCGGGACCGUAGCAUUUCCACUCCCAUUCUCACGUCCCAAAUGUCGUCUUCGGGUUCGUUUGGGUUUUACUGUUUAGCGAUCUGAGCGGCUCGGUCCUGCUGGGUUCUGAAGCGGAUCAAGCAGAACCGGCUGCUGCAGGAGUCUGCGUCUCCACCUGGGUCAGGUUCCAGAUCUGAGAUUAGACUCUGGGUUUAUUAUUUUCAUUUGUUUGGGGGAACAAAAGCAGCUGAACACGUGACCGUCAGGCGCCGGAAACGCUAAAACACACACGGAUCCAGAACUCGGUCCGAAACGCCGAUCCUCCACGUUCAGACCUAAGAGGAUUCUCACCCGUCUCCUGUUGCAAAAGCGGUUCUGCUCCGGACAAACGCAGCGAGGAGCAGGACGGGUCCAAAGAGCUUCACCUCCCCUUUAACAGAACGCUGGGUCGGUUCCGAUCCGUGUGUCCUAACUGUAAAUACACAGACGCGGCGUCUCCAAGCACAGAACCUCUCCGUUCUUUGAAGGCUGCAGGCGGAGAACCUCCCGUCUGUCGGCCCUUUUUUAACCACUGAUCGUCGGGGGGCGGGGCGUCGGCCUCUAACGGCGUGUUUGUUCACAGCGUUGCUCAUCGUUGAUGUUCUCCGUCUCGUCUCCGUGUUCAGAAAUAUUAAUUCUAGACGGCGGGACGCGGAUCCUGGCGUCCACAGAGAAAAACACUACAGAGAAUCGAACCAUGAACGUGUUCGGAUGACGUGAAACUAGACUUAUUUUGUUAAAGCGUGUAGAGAUGCAGGACGACAGGCGGCGUGUUGAAGAUGUGUGGAUUAAAGUUGUAGCAAAGCUGA